Molecule: messenger RNA, 1999 nt
Organism: Nicotiana tabacum (common tobacco)
Lineage: Eukaryota; Viridiplantae; Streptophyta; Magnoliopsida; Solanales; Solanaceae
Product: subtilisin-like protease SBT5.6
Biological process (GO): proteolysis
Molecular function (GO): serine-type endopeptidase activity
Source: RefSeq, a predicted model, not a curated record
UCAAAACAAGCCAUUUAAAAUGAAGAAUCAUAACUUUGUAGUUUUCUUUUUGCUCUUCCUCAUGAUAUUCCUUAAUGGUUUUGUUUCAUCUACUGAAGAAACCAAGGUUUAUGUAGUGUACCUUGGCGAGCACAGUGGAGAGAAGACUUUGAAAGAAAUAGAAGAUCACCACUGCUCAUUUCUUCAUUCUGUCAAGGCUACUUCCAAAGAGGAAGCUAAAACAUCGCUAGUUCACAGCUACAAGAACGUCAUCAAUGGCUUCUCUGCUUUGUUAACGCCACAAGAAGCCGAUAUGAUAUCAGGGAUGGAAGGGGUAAUAUCAGUAUUUCACAGUGAUCCUCAUGAAAUAAAGCCUCAUACUACAAGAUCUUGGGACUUUGUGAGCUUGAUGGAAGGAACUUCACUCAUAAAUUCUGGACAAGAUUUGUUGCAAAAUGCUAGUUAUGGGAAGGAUAUCAUUGUUGGGGUUAUGGGCAGUGGGGUGUGGCCAGAAUCUCCAAGUUUCAAUGAUGAAGGAAUGGAACCAGUUCCAAAGUCAUGGAAAGGAAUUUGCCAAGAAGGUGUUGCCUUCAACUCCUCCCAUUGCAACAGGAAAUUAGUUGGAGCACGAUAUUAUUUAAAAAGUUACGAGGCAAAUUUUGGUCCUCUUAACGAGACGAGGGACUUUCGUUCACCAAGAGAUGUAGAUGGUCAUGGUACUCACGCAGCAGCAACAGUAGGUGGUCGAAGAGUUGCCAAUGCAUCAGCAAUUGGUGGAUUUGCAAAAGGUACAGCAACAGGAGGUGCUCCAAAUGUUCGCCUUGCCAUUUAUAAAGUAUGUUGGCCAGUUCCAGAUCAGAGCUUAGCUGAGGGAAAUACAUGCCUCACAGAUGAUAUUAUUGCUGCUUUUGAUGAUGCUAUAGCUGAUGGAGUUGAUGUACUCAGUGUCUCCUUUGGGUCUCAACCUAGAACAACAUAUUAUACACAAAAUGGUAUUGCAAUUGGAUCUUUGCAUGCUCUGAAGAGGAAUAUUGUAGUAGCCUGUAGUGCUGGAAAUGAUGGUCCAACACCAUCUACUGUUGGAAAUGUGGCUCCAUGGAUUAUCACAGUUGGUGCUAGUAGUAUCGAUCGUGUUUUUUCAUCUCCAAUUAUGCUCGGAAAUGGAAUGAUCGUCGAGGGGCAAACAGUAACUCCAAUAAGGAGGAGUAGGUUGCAUCCUUUGGUUUAUGCAGGAGAUGUAGAAAUUAGAGGAACUACGGCAAGCAAUACAACAGGACUAUGUUUUCCUGGUACACUUUCAAGAAAUCUUGUAAGAGGAAAAGUUGUCGUCUGCAGGGGCAGUAGUAUGCAGGCAUCAAUGGAGGUGAAAAGAGCUGGAGGUGUUGCAGCUAUUUUAGGAACUCCAUUUAAUGAGAUACAAGUCACCCCUUUUUUGGAUUCCACAACAGUUGCUUUUUCAUAUGGCCUAAAUACAAUCCGAACAUAUAUACAGACUGAAAAAAAUCCAAUGGCAACACUUCUCCCAGGGCAAACAUUGAUUGGUACCAAGUCAGCACCAGUCAUGGCUCCUUUCACUUCCAAAGGACCAAAUAUAGUCGAUCCUAACAUUCUCAAGCCGGAUAUAACUGCUCCUGGAUUAAACAUACUAGCCGCAUGGAGUGAAGCAUCCUCUCCGUUGAACUUGCCAGAGGAUCGUCGUGUCGUCAAGUAUAAUAUGCAGUCUGGGACAUCCAUGUCUUGCCCACAUGUUUCAGCUGUAAUUGCACUCUUAAAAUCCAUUCAUCCAGAUUGGAGCAGUGCUGCAAUCAGAUCAGCUCUAAUGACAACAUCAACAAUCAAUAAUUUGGUUGGUAGACCAAUAACAAAUGCCACUGGUAAUGAUGCAAACCCCUUUGAGUACGGAGCAGGCCAUUUCCGACCAUCAAGAGCAGUAGAUCCUGGACUCAUUUAUGAUGCAACGUAUGAGGAUUAUCUUCUCUAUCUUUGUAGUCAAAACAUAAGCCUAGAUUCCUCGUUCAAU